Messenger RNA from Procambarus clarkii (red swamp crayfish), 2039 nucleotides. Its product is annotated as ileal sodium/bile acid cotransporter. The record is from RefSeq and is a predicted model, not a curated record. Lineage: Eukaryota; Metazoa; Arthropoda; Malacostraca; Decapoda; Cambaridae. Gene Ontology annotation, cellular component: membrane.
UGUAGAUGAGAGAGGGAAGUAUAGUAGUUGUGAAUUAACGGCCAGAGUGUGGGCGAGGAUGCAGGUACAGAGUGCAGUGAUCAGUGUGUUCUCGCGCUGUGUGGAUGGUGGUGCGAGCACUUGUGACAGUCAGACCUGCCAGCCACCACCUGAGCACCGUACACACCGAGUGGUGUACCAUCCAUCGCUGUAACAUAACGAGUACGAGUGGAUGUCGAUUAUGGUGUCGUGGGCGUGUUCGCUGUGGGCGUGCGUGGUGGUGGGCGUGGUGGCUGGCGUGGGUGGUAGUGAGGAAGGCGUGGUGGAGGUGGUGGUGCAGCUGGAGGUGGACGGGAGGGAGGUGGAGGUGCUGGACCUGACGGAUGGAGACUCUGUGUUGGUCACCUUCCACCUUGGCGCCGCCCUUCCUCCCCCAGCACGAUACAUCCUCAUACAGGAGAUUAGUCCUGAUGCAUUUGGCCACGUGAAGGUGAAGCCAGAGCGGGUAGAUGUGUGGUAUGGAGAGACAGUGCUCCCAGUUGACGGGGGAGUGGCCGGGGAGCGCGGGCUGACGGUUGACGGUGGUCUGAUUGGCACCUUCAACCUGACGGGGACAUUCUUAGGUUUCACAAAGAUACAUUUCUCUGUGGUAACUGGCGAGGGUCGUACACUGUUUAAUAGUCAACAGUUCACAGUCAAGAUCCAGCGUCGGGAUAAGAAGCUGGACAAGAUCUUCACAGCGUUGGUUAUUACCAUGGUCUCCAUUGCCUACAUCAACAUGGGCUGCGCCAUUGACAUCAACAUAAUUAUAGAGUCGCUCAAGAAGCCCGUGGCGCCUGCUAUUGGUCUAGCAUCGCAGUACCUCUUUAUGCCCCUUGUGUCAUACGGCCUAGGGUACGCUCUCUUUCCCGAGUCAUCGGCGCUGUGGCUAGGAUUGUUCGUGGUGGGGUGCAGCCCCGGGGGAGGAAGCUCCAACCUCUGGACCUACCUGCUGGGGGGUUCUCUGGACCUCUCCGUCACCAUGACCGUCGUCUCCACCCUCGUCUCGUUCGUUGCUCUGCCCGCCUGGGUGUACGCUCUUGCCGCCACCAUCUUUGACGAAGGUAACUUUGAGAGACUGCCAUACGGGACGAUGGUGGGCAUGGUAGUGGGGCUCCUGGCACCAUGCAUGGUGGGUAUACUCAUCCGGCGAUACAUGCCCAAGACAGCCCACUUCCUCAAGAAGCUCCUCACGCCAAUUGCUGUCAUCUUCAUCCUCGUCUUCUCCACCUUUGGUGUCUACGUCAACUUGUACAUCUUCUACUACUUCACCUGGAAGGUGAUGUUGGCGGGGGUGGCGCUCCCGGGGCUCGGCUUCAUCUUCGGAGGACUGCUGGCUAAGAUGAUUGGUCGCCCCUGGCAGGAGGUCCUUGCCAUCAGCAUCGAGACGGGCAUUCAGAACUCUGGCCUCGCUAUUGGAGUCAUCAAAGUGGCUCUGGAGAAGUACUCGCCGCUGGGGGAUGUGACAGCAGUAGUGCCUGUAGGGGUGGCCACCUUCACGCCCCUUCCUCUCCUGCUGGCGCUCCUCAUCAAGAAGGUGUACGGCUGCUGCCACCACCACCCUCGCCCUCCCGGCCCACCGACUUGUGCCUCCACCGAUAACAAUGAUCUCAAGAUGACUCCAGCCACCUCACAGAUCACGCUUAGUAUAGAUCCUAGGUGACCUAGACACCCCAGCUAUGUACACAUCUAUGUGACUACAACCCACCAACACACAUCUAAAGUCACCUUCACCAAAUGCAUUACAUGUAGACCCCAGAGGUUACCUCACCAACCAUAAUACACAUCUUAAGUUACUUUACCAAUCACGUAACAUGCAGAAAUAAGAUACCACAAUUUUGGAGCAUAGAAAUCUUAAUUCAACUACUUAUAGAUCAUAAUUAACUACAGUUAUGCUACAUACGGAUCUUAGGUUAUGAGCCUCACACACCUAAUUAUACACAAUAAUUGUUCUGUGUCAAGCGAAACUCAAACUUAGAAUGGUGAUAGAAAUUGUAUUAAUUAUAUGUUUUAAUAAAUUA